GAACAACACAACUUCAUUCUCCCGUAGUCAGGAGUGUAAACAACUACACAUUUUUAAAUGCAAAUACUAUUGUUAUUUACAUAUUGUGAAAAGGCAAACAACAAUAAAUAACACAAGAGUUUUUCGUUGAUGUUAAUUUGAUACAAAACAAAAGAAUAAAAAAAAUUAAAAUACAAAAUGGAUUCGGGCAACAUAAGCAAAGCAGUUUCGACGGCCACGAUUUCAUCGGGUUCGAUGAUACGCGGUCGCAAGCUGAAAAACAAACGUCAAUUGCCAACCUUUGAUCUAUCGCUGGCCCAGAAGGUGGACAUUAAGAAGGCCUUCGAUCUGUUCGAUACGGAAUGCACUGGUUUCAUUGAAGUGAAAGAGCUAAGGGUGGCAAUACGUGCGUUGGGCUUUGAGCCGGAUAAGGAGGAGAUUAAAAAUAUGAUGGAUGAGAUCGAUAAGGAUAAGACGGGGCGCAUUGCGUUCAAUGACUUCUUGACCUUGAUGCGCUUAAAAAUGGCUGCCAAGGAUAGCAAACAGGACCUCAUGAAAGCGUUCUCAUUCUUUGAUGACGAUCAUUCUGGUAAAAUUUCAUUCGACAAUUUAAAGCGUGUCUCUAUCGAAUUGGGCGAGAGCCUGACCGAUGAAGAGCUGCAGGAAAUGAUCGAUGAGGCCGAUCUGGAUGGCGAUGGUGAAGUGGGACGUGAUGAGUUCUUAACGGUCUUGAGGAAAACCAACUUAAUCUAAAAGAAGGAACAUCCGACGAUGAUGUCUGGCUAGGCAGGGCUUAAUUUAGUUCCCCCCUCAUUUAUUCAUUUCAUUUCAGGUAUAAAAACGGCUUACAAACACCAUCAAAUAAUUUUUGAAGAAGUUUGGAUAUGCUUCGGUUAAAUAAAGCAUUUCGAAAUGCAAAAAACAAA
Molecule: messenger RNA, 905 nt
Organism: Drosophila nasuta
Lineage: Eukaryota; Metazoa; Arthropoda; Insecta; Diptera; Drosophilidae
Exons: 1
Coding region: 178-732 (184 amino acids)
Cellular component (GO): myosin II complex
Molecular function (GO): calcium ion binding
Source: RefSeq, a predicted model, not a curated record